Molecule: messenger RNA, 719 nt
Organism: Babjeviella inositovora NRRL Y-12698
Lineage: Eukaryota; Fungi; Ascomycota; Pichiomycetes; Serinales
Exons: 1
Coding region: 358-630 (90 amino acids)
Source: RefSeq, a predicted model, not a curated record
AACACACACGAGAUGCUUGCCCACUUUCCACGCCACUCCCCUCCCUCGUAUGAUCGUACUUGCAUUUUACUCACUAACGCAACUGAGGGGAAGCCUUACACAAAUUCACUCACUUAGCUAUUUGGUAUACGAUAGGUGUCUUAUCACUCUCCAAAUAUAUAAACCGCGCACAUCCCCCCAGUUAAGCUGACACUUCUUUUCCUAUUUCCAUUGCGUCUUCAACAGAAACAUAUAUAAACCAUACUCUACGAUAAGAUACUCAUCUAAUCAUUCACCGUUGACACUCGUCUUAUAUACUCUUAUCCAGUCUAAUACCGAAUUAAGCUUACACAUCGAUUCGGCAAUCACACAUAUACAAUGGCAGCUUCCCCUCUCAUGAAUCUCUCUGUUUUUCCAGACGGCUUCUUCAACCCUUUUCACAGCAUCGGCCAAUUGGUUGUGACUGUACCUAGAGCCACAGCCAUCCCAAACCACAAAGACUUUGAUCUUCAAAGAGAGUUCAAUGAGUCUAGAAGAGGCUCCACCUCGUCCAUUUCCUCCAUGGAAAGCGACGAGCCUGUUCAUGUUCGCAAGGACAGAAACGUUAGGGAGUUCACCAAGGUUAUGGGCUACUACGACUGCUUUCCAUAAGCGAUUCUAGCAGCAUGGGUUCUUUCGUUUUCUUUUUUUUUUCUCGGUUUCUUUGGCUAUUCUGGUUCUUUCACUAUUUUUUUUUUCUA